UUCUUCGGGAGACAGUCAGAAGUGAGAGUGCAGUGAGUACGAGUCAAAGUCAACGUUUAAACACGUUUCCCCUGAAACCUUCCGAAGGAAUAUCUCGGACGUUGGUUCGCCACAGACUUUCAGCGUCCCCGGCCCGGCUGACAGCUGUGUGCAGUGAAGCACACACACACACACACACACACACAUCGUAGAUAAUGGUGGACUCCACGCUGGUUCAAGUGGGCAAGAAUCUGAGCGAAGCCAUGAAGAUCCUGGAGGAUGGACAAGGAGAGCUGGAGACAGGAACAGAGAGGCGACGUUUCAGCAGAACCAGCAUCCCUGGACCCCUGCAGGGAGAUGGCCAGGAUGUAACGACUAUACUGCAUUUAGUUCAUAACCUCAUUCAUGAAGAGGAAGAGAAAGAGGACAAGUCCAGGCAACACAGGAUGCAGAAUGUGGGUGAACAGGGCCACAUGGCGCUGCUGGGUCACAGCCUGGCAGCCUACAUCUCAGUGUCGGACAAAGAGCGACUGCGGAAGCUGACCACCCGGAUCCUGUCUGACACCACACUGUGGCUCUGCAGACUGUUCAGGUAUGAGAACGGUUCAGCCUACUUCCAUGAGGAUAACAGGGAUGGCCUAGUCAAAGUGUGUCGGCUGGUCAUCAACGCCCGCUACGAGGAAUAUGCCUCAGAGGGAUAUUCCGUUCUAAUCUCCAAACAGCCGGUCAUCUACCAGAGCGCGUCCUGCAGGCCUGGUCUGGGACAGCACCUGUGCAGCCAGCUGGGCCUGCCUCUCUCUAGUUUGUGUACAGUCCCAUGCAACACCAUCUUUGGAUCCCAACACCAAAUGGACGUCGCCUUGUUGGACAAACUCAUCAGAGAGGACAUAGAAGCUGGGAAGCUUCCUCUGCUGUUGAUUGCCAAUGCAGGCACCCCCGCAGCAGGCCAUACAGACAAGUUGGGUCGUCUGAGGGACCUGUGUGAUCAGUACAACAUGUGGCUUCAUGUGGAGGGGGUCAACCUGGCAACCCUGGCAUUGGCUCAGGUCACCUCUGCUAUCAUGGCAGCCACCAGGAGUGAUAGUAUGACACUGACACCAGGUCAGUGGCUGGGACUGCCUGCUGUAUCCGCUGUCACCCUCUACAGACAUGAAGACCCAGCACUAUCUCUGGCAGCAGGUUUGACUUCCAGCCAGCCCGUGGAGAAGCUGCGAGCGUUGCCUCUCUGGCUGUCCCUGCAGUACCUCGGUCACAACGGAAUCGUCCAGAAGAUCAAACACGCCACCGCUCUGAGCCAGCAGCUCCUGCAGAAACUAAAGUCUCUGGCCUCCAUCAAAACAUCGGAUGUGCUUGAGACAGAGAUCUCUCUCGUCGAGGCCUUGACCAUGGUGGAGGAUGAACUCAGCUCUCCUGUGGUGCUGUUCAAGUUUUCCCAGGAAAUGAGUGCUGGAUCCAGUGGGGGUUCAGUGGAGGGUUACUGUACUGGGGAGAAAGAGGUCAUUGAUGCCUUCAACAGAUGGCUGGGUGAACAGCUAGCCCAGUUGGUUCCCACCAGUGGAGUAGAUGUGGUGGAACUUGAAGACGAGGGUACCUGUGUUCGCUUCAGCCCCCUCCAGACUGCUGCAGUCCUAGGGACCCAGCAGGAGGAUGUUGAGGAACUGGCGGAGAAGCUGACGGAGCUCGUGCCUGUGAUGAGCUCCACGAUGUGCCUCAGACAGGACUUCAAAGAGGAGACCCACCAACACUCUGCCUCACUCAUAUACAUAGAGGAGCUCAGCUGGCCUGGCCUGGGCGCUGUCCGGUAUGAGCCUCAGGAUGAAGGGCUGGAUGAGAGCAGGAGGAAGCAGGAGCUGGGAAAAAUUAACACUGAGCUGCUGAAGAAACUGCAGGACCUCGACACUGACAUCGUCUUCUCCACUGGUCCUGAGUUUGGGACAGAGGAGGACUGUAUCUUUGUGGGCAUGGUGACUGAGGAUGUCGAUGUUCCAGAGCUAGUGGAUACCAUAGCUGCUCUGGGGAGGGACAUAGAGGAAAGCGGAAGGCUAUUGGAGAACAUGACGGAGGUGGUGAGGAAAGGCAUCCAGGAGGCAGAGCUGCAGCUGCAAAAGGCCAAUGAGGAGAAACUCAUGGAGGAGGGGAUGUUGAGACAGCUUCCUCUGGUUGGCUCCGUUUUAAACUGGUUCUCUCCAGUUCAAAGCUCCAUAAAGGGAAGGACCUUUAACCUCGCUGCAGGUUCCCUGGACUCCUCAGAGGUGACAUACACCACUAAGGCCCAGGCAGGCAGGCCAUCCAUGCAAGACACCUCCACCUCCUCAUUAAAGAGAUUUCCAGGUCAGAGGUUGUUCCGGCGCUCAGGGGCAAGCUCCGACUCCUUUAGUGAGACCAGCUCCGUCGGACAGGCGGAUGAGAUAGCCAGAGAAGAGAGCACCACUGUGAGCAGCCCCGUCCACCCGCCCUCCUCUCCACCUGCACCAGAGGAGGACUUGCACACUGCAGGCGACGUCUCACCGGAGAGAAUCCAGGAGUCCUCUGAGCAGGUGCACACACAGGUGGAGACUGUGGAGGCCUCAGAGGAGAGGCAACCUGACGGCCCAGAGGUGGAGCAGAGCGGGAGAUAGGACAACUCCCCCGCUUAGGUGUCCUCCAGCCGUCCUCUGAAUGGUACCAGCCUAACAGAUGUUUUAAAAGAAAAGGCGUCAUUACAUUACGAAUCCAAAUUCCAGUUUUGAGUAGAAAACCGAAGGAGCUUGAUUUGGCUGUUUGUCUGCAUUUCAUAUUUCAGGAUAGCAAGGAUGUCAAAGUUGAUGGAAGAAUCCACCACUGGGUUACACUUACACUGUACCCAGAGCAGGUUGGGUGGAUUCUUCCUUUAAAUUUAGGAUUUAAACAGAGUUCAGAGUGAGAUUCAGCCCGGCACUGUGUUGAUUGUUACUCUGAUUUCUCUGUCAGGUGAUGACGUCGGGCGGAGCAGCCAUGUUGCACACAGAAUGUUUUUAGAUUUAAGGAGAAAUAUGAUUGUUUAACACUCCAUUCACACGCAACUGGACAUGAAGCAGCUCAACAUUAAAGCAACGAGCGUCGCUGCUAUUAAACUGUUUAGAUUCCCCCAUGUAAAUAGUCUACACAGGAUAUAUAUUUAACUCGUCCAAUUACUCACUAUAAUAAUUUAUAAUAAAAUAAAUCUGUAUAGGAGGAGUAGAAUAUCAUCUUCUAUUUCAUUAAUAAUGGCUACUAAUAACAACACUCCCUUCGUGUGUGCACUGCCCCGCAAUGCUAUGACUGGGUAUUAGAGUCACUGCUAUGGCAAAAAAAGAAAUCUCAAAUAAAAAAAAUUAAGGUGGAUGAAAUGCAAUGAUCACAAAAAGUGUCACAAAAUUACAAGAAUAAAGCCACAGUGUUUCAACAGAAAAGUCAUGAUAUUACAAAAUAAAGGUACAAUUCUUCAAGAAAAAGUCACAGUAUUACAAGAGAAAGCGGUAACUUUACAAGAAAAAGUUGUGAUGAUUUGAGAUAAAAUAGUCAUUUUAUGAGGAAAAACAUGAAAUUGAAAGAGUCGUUAAAAAAAACAGACUGUUAAUACAACAGUUUUACAAGAUAAAAUUGUAAUUUUACAGUAAUUGGUCAUAUAAAAGUUAAGCUGUUAUUUUACCAUAAAAAAAAGUGAUUAUAAGAUAAAGUUGUAAUUGUGAUCAUUUGAGAUCGAGCUGUGACUUUAUGAGGAUAGUAAAGACAUUACAAGAGCAAGUUGUAUUUUAAGUCAUAUUUUGAGAAAUAGAAUUAGACUUUUCAUGAUCAGUCUUUCUUGUUGAAUUCUGAAAUACGACCCUUUCUCCUGAAAUUACGGCUCCUGAUGUCAUGACUUCAAAAUAUUAAGUCCGUUCUCAAAAUCUCAGAGCUCUUUUACGACAGUGGCCCUAAUACUCUGUCGCACACAGUAUUCGCUCCACGUACAGCUGGCGACAGAGUCAUAUUAUGUUUUUUUUAAUUUGUAUGUAAAUGUAUUUUUGAUCUCUGUCAGUGAUGCGACCUGAGCAGAGGAGCGUUGCUUGGCGUUUAUUUACUGUAUGUGGAAUAUUUCAUUUCUUUGCCAAAAACAUCCUGCCAGAACUGGGUCAAACUACUGCCUGUCCUGCAUUAGCCUUUAAAUAUUUUGCAAGUGCCAUAUUAGAGGGCCAAACAGUUGUUUUUUUUUGGGUUUUUUUUGUUUGUUUGUUUGUCCUUUUUUGCACUUUUUUGAACGACUCAUUUGAUUCUGUGAGGUUUGGAAAUUCACGACCUGCCACUAACAUCCCAUCUGUCGCUCUCGUCCAUUUGAAAUCCUUUGGUCUAUAUAAUCACCGGCAGCACAGGUCUGUCACACCAGGACAAUUUCACAGCCAUUUUUUUUAAAGGGAGAUGUUAAAGACCCCUAAAUACACUGUGUGGUUUUGUCCUGUCACCAUAUGAAAGUCAGUGGGUCACAAGAGAAACGUAGUGUUCAAAGUAAAUGGUUGUCCUAGAUUUAACUGUGAGACACGUCAAAGACGACACCAAAGACAGCCUGCUUCCUUCUGACAGUAUCAGAAAUACAGGAGCAAACUCUCGCCAUGACCCAUGUCUACAAACCAACCAAUCAGAAUACAGGAUGAAAUGACACAGAACACAUAUUACACCGUACAGUCUGACACACGGGACCAAGGUUGUUGCAGACCAUCUCACAGAGUCAGACAUGUAUCAGACCGGUAAGAUCACUGUUACUGCUGUUACUGUCUCUGUUAAUGUCUCUGCAUGCACAUGCUCUAGAGACGCUGGGGCAGGCAGCUGCCUAGUGAGGCGCCCGGGGAGCUGGGGUGGAUCGCUGCCUUCCUUAGGGGCACUACAGCCCAUGGUCGCAGAGGCAGGGGAGGCCACCGCCGUAUCCAUUUUUUUUUUGCGCUUGGUCGAGGGAUCGAACCCACGACCCUCUGAACUCAGGCCAGUCCAAAGUCCAAAGCCGCACUCUUAACGGCUGCCCCCAAGGUUCUGGCAAAGAAAACAUGGGGAAAACAGGGAGUAGAAGUGUGCGCACUUAUUUUUGAAACUCUGAUUGGAAACUUUUGUUAACAACAUGAUCAAUAGCUUCUCAUCGGCCUGGGAUUAUAGUUGUUGUAUAUGCCAUGUGGAAUUGAAAGGGCCUGAAUGUAAAAUCAUACAGGGGAAAAAAAUUCUUCGGAUGAAAGCAGAAACACAAAUUUUGGUGCUUGUGGAACAUUUAUAACAAUAUAACAAUAGAAGUAAUAAAAUGUGGAUUAAAUACAGCGGUUUAAUAAGGAAUGAACACAGUGGGAAUGAAGAUUACAAAAGAGUGGAUUUCAGCUUUAUUGCACUUGUUCUGUAGAUAAUUACUUUACUACUGUUCUUUAUUUAAAUUCUUAUAUGGUGUAAAUGAAGCAGAAUCUUCUUAACGAUUAUUUUUGUUAUGUGAUUAUAAUGCAAAGCUGAAUCAAUAACUUUCUAACCUUACAGGAACAUGUUUGAUGAAGAACUUUUGGUUUUGAUGUGAAAUGUCCUGGACCGUCCUGCCUCUGCCUCUGUCUCUGUCUGAAUGAUGGAUUGUAUUGAAUUAGCAGAAUCCUUCCUCUUGAAUGUUUUCUACAGUUAGUUUAUGGUACAGAUGGACGUUGACAUGUGUGGUGUAAAUUCUGUCUCUCAACAGAUUAAAUUCUAAGUUUUCUAGUCUUAA
Messenger RNA from Toxotes jaculatrix (banded archerfish), 5680 nucleotides. It is a transcript of the gene pdxdc1, whose product is annotated as pyridoxal-dependent decarboxylase domain containing 1. The transcript has 24 exons. Bases 195 to 2597 code for a protein of 800 amino acids. Gene Ontology annotation, biological process: carboxylic acid metabolic process. Gene Ontology annotation, cellular component: intracellular membrane-bounded organelle. The record is from RefSeq and is a predicted model, not a curated record. Lineage: Eukaryota; Metazoa; Chordata; Actinopteri; Toxotidae. Gene Ontology annotation, molecular function: carbon-carbon lyase activity; pyridoxal phosphate binding.